Molecule: messenger RNA, 711 nt
Organism: Bipolaris zeicola 26-R-13
Lineage: Eukaryota; Fungi; Ascomycota; Dothideomycetes; Pleosporales; Pleosporaceae
Product: polysaccharide lyase family 3 protein
Exons: 3
Coding region: 1-711 (236 amino acids)
Biological process (GO): pectin catabolic process
Cellular component (GO): extracellular region
Molecular function (GO): pectate lyase activity
Source: RefSeq, a predicted model, not a curated record
AUGAGAUUUGCCGGACUCGUCGCUAUCAUUACAGCUCUCCUUCCUACAGCUCUUGCCUGCAAUGGAUACACUGGAGGUGUACCUGCUGCUGUCGGCACCAAGACCAACAGCAAAGUCAUUGAGAUCGCGGCUGGCCAGACCUUUGACGGUAAAUGGUACAGGUAUGAUCGUGGUAGCGGUGCCUGUUCCGGUCAGACCGAGGGAGGAGCUUCGGACGCUGUAUUCUUGCUGAAGGAAGGUGCCACUCUCCGCAACGUAAUCAUUGGAAAGAAUCAGGCCGAGGGUGUCCAUUGCCAGGGCCAUUGCCGUCUCGAGUAUGUCUGGUUCGAGGAUGUCUGUGAGGACGCUAUCUCCAUCAAGUCGGACAAGCCGGGCAAGGAAUCUUGGAUCAUUGGUGGCGGUGCCUACCACGCCUCAGACAAGGUUGUUCAGCACAACGGCUGCGGUACCGUUAACAUUAUCAACUUUUACGUCAACAACUACGGCAAGCUUUACCGCUCUUGCGGAAACUGCUCCACGCAAUGCAAGCGUAACGUUUACAUCGAGGGUGUUACUGCCGUCAAAGGAAACGAGUUGGCCGGUAUUAACAGCAACUACGGCGACACUGCUACUCUAAGAAACGUCUGCUCUGACGCAAAAGUCAAAUGCCAGAUGUAUACUGGUUGUGCUGGUGGCUGCGAGCCCCAGAAGGCUGGUGUUUGCUCUGGCUAA